GUCGGAGCUACCACAGAUCCGACUCUAGUGUUCACGGUUCACGCGACAGAAGCAGCUGUCUCUUCCAGCACUCAGUGGUCUCAACAAUCGGCCGCUCUCUGCUCUCUCUCUCUCUCUCUCUUUCAGGUGGUAGAAAGGAGAUUUUGAGGAUGGCAAGCUAUUUGUGGAGAAAGUAUGCUGAUUAUUUGUAUUACAAGUGGGAAAAGACGAUUCUCUGGGACAUGCUGGAGCCAUAUAGGCGUCCCAAAUCUUUCACUCCCCUUGUCACACUCUACAUUUUUGCCUUUUACACGGGGGUUAUUGGAUCAGCUAUUACCGAGCAACUAUAUAAGGAGAAAUAUUGGGAAGAUCAUCCAGGAGAAGCAGUGCCUCUGAUGAAACCAAAGUUCUAUGGUGGCCCUUGGAGGGUAAUGAGAGGAGAAGUACCACCAUCGAUCAAGCAGGGUUAAGCAACUGCAUAGAUUUCCUGUCUAACGUAUUCCGAGAUUUUCUGUAACUUACCUCCAAUGACAUGUAUCCGUCCACCAGUUAGUUCUUUGUGUAUUAAGAGCUAUCAUUAUUCUCACGGUCCAUCAUAUACAGAUUUUGAGGUGUUAUCGAACUUUACCUAUUUUAGAGUUCAAGUUAAGAGUUGGAUAUGCUCCUAAAUUAUUCAGAUAAUUGUUUUCAUGAUA
This is a messenger RNA of Coffea eugenioides, 674 nucleotides long. RefSeq lists its product as uncharacterized. The record is from RefSeq and is a predicted model, not a curated record. NCBI's taxonomy places the organism in Eukaryota, Viridiplantae, Streptophyta, Magnoliopsida, Gentianales, Rubiaceae. Bases 150 to 449 code for a protein of 99 amino acids. The transcript has 3 exons.